Molecule: messenger RNA, 1266 nt
Organism: Thermothielavioides terrestris NRRL 8126
Lineage: Eukaryota; Fungi; Ascomycota; Sordariomycetes; Sordariales; Chaetomiaceae
Exons: 7
Coding region: 1-1266 (421 amino acids)
Source: RefSeq, a predicted model, not a curated record
AUGGCUUGCUCCCGCUGGUCUUUGAUCAUAACGGCGGUUGCUGCGGUUGGGUGUUCGCUCUUCCUGAGCGAUGCCAGCAGGGCCGUCGGGGGACCACCCGGGGACUGGGACUCGAUUCCGCCGCAGGUCCAGAUCAUCGACCAGCGGACGUUCAACGUCCUUCACACAGUCCCUCCCCCCACUGAAGCCGAUGGCAAUGCGCAAUUCAUCCCUCCAGGGACGACCAAGGAGUCACUGGCCGCCCGGCCCUUCCAUAUCUACGACAAAGAGUUCCUGGAUAUCAUCGGCCCCCAUCCGACGUUAACGCUGCUGGCCCACACCGAUUCGGAUCCGCUGUUCCACGAAGCACCGGUGUGGUACCCAGGCAAAGACGAAAUGUUCUUCGUCCAGAAUGCAGGAGCAAAAGCAGCAGGAACCGGUCUCGCCAAGUCGGCCAUCAUCCAGAAAAUAUCUCUGUCCGCGGUCACGCCCGCCGUUGCCAGCCAAAGGGAUGCCAGAGGUUCGGUAAAAGUUGAGGUCGUCGACUCCAAUCCGAUGGUUGUGAAUCCGAAUGGGGCAAUUAACUACAAGGGCCAACUCCUGUUUCUCGGAGAGGGACAAGGCGACAAGACUGCUCCGGCGAUGUACCUCAUGAACCCGGAGGCUCCGUACAACACCACGGUGAUAUUGGAUAACUUCUUCGGCCGGCAGUUCAACUCGCUCAACGACGCCUCCAUCAACCCCCGCAACGGCGAGAUCUACUUUACAGAUCCGACCUACGGGUACGUGCAGGACUUCCGGCCGCCGCCAGGCCUGCCGAACCAGGUGUGGAGGUUCAACGAAGCCACGGGCGCCGUGGCGAUUGCCGCAGAUGGGUUCAACAUGCCGAACGGCAUCACGUUCUCGCCCGACGGAUCGCAUGUUUACGUCGCCGACACGGGUAUGAUCCAGGGUUUCUUCGGAAACAACUUUACUUUUCCGUCGACCAUCUACCGCUUUGAUGUCAACGAGGACGGCACGCUGGACAACCGGCGCACCUUCGCCUACGUCACGCCGGGCGUGCCGGACGGCCUCCACGUCGACACCAAGGGCAACGUUUACGCCGGGUGCGGCGACGGCGUGCAGGUGUACAACCCGUCGGGCAAGCUGCUCGGCAAGAUCUACGUCGGCAGCACGUCGGCCAACUUCCAGUUCGCGGGCAAGGGGCGCAUGGUCGUGCUGGCCGAGACGGAGCUGUACUAUGCCACGCUGGCGGCCGAGGGCGCGUUUCCGGGGAAGCUGUACUGA